GGUCAACUUGAAAACUUUUCACACCCCACAAUUCCACAGCAAAAGCCAUCAAACCAAUCACACACAAUGAGAGGAAAGCCACACUGAACCCAAACUUGUGCAUGUACAUGACUCCUCAAACCAAUUAUUUAUAUAUAAAUAUAAUACAUGUACCUCUCUACUUGGUAAAAAGAUAGGACAGGCAGCAAUAAGCACAACUUUCAAUUGUUGGAAGUUGAGGAGAGAAAUCUCUGUGUUAUCUCCUCUUCCUCUUAUACAGUUCUGAGAUAAGCUUCAAUUUAUAUCUCUGUAGCUCAAAAUAACAGAAUUGCUGAAUUCUUGCAUUUUUAGCUUCUGGGUUUUCAAUGGCUGCUGGUUGGGUAUUAUCAGAAUGUGGUUUAAGGCCUCUCCCAAGAAUCUACUCACGACCCAGAAUUGGUUUUACAUCGAAAACCACCAAUCUUCUUAAGCUUAGAGAAUUACCAGAUUCAAAAAGUUACAAUCUUUGUUCUUCUUUUAAGGUCUCAAGUUGGUCUAAUUCUAAACAAAGCAACUGGGCACUAAAUGUUGCUGUUCCAGUUAAUGUGAGUACUGUUAGUGGAGAAGACGAUAGAGAAAGAGAGGAAUUUAAUGGUAUUGUUAAUGUAGAUGAAGGUAAAGGUGAAUUCUUUGACGCUGGUGCCCCACCACCUUUUACAUUAGCUGAUAUAAGAGCAGCUAUACCAAAACAUUGUUGGGUUAAGAAUCCAUGGAGAUCUAUGAGCUACGUUUUGAGAGAUGUUGUUGUGGUUUUUGGAUUAGCUGCUGUUGCUGCUUACUUUAACAAUUGGGUUGCUUGGCCUCUUUACUGGUUUUGUCAGGGGACUAUGUUCUGGGCUCUCUUUGUUCUUGGCCACGAUUGUGGUCAUGGAAGUUUCUCCAAUAAUCCAAAGCUGAAUAGUGUGGUUGGUCAUCUGCUUCAUUCUUCAAUCCUUGUUCCUUAUCAUGGAUGGAGAAUCAGUCACAGAACCCAUCAUCAAAACCAUGGACAUGUUGAGAAUGAUGAAUCUUGGCAUCCAUUGUCUGAGAAAAUCUUCAAAAGCUUGGAUAAUGUCACAAAGACAUUGAGGUUCAGUUUGCCUUUCCCCAUGCUUGCUUAUCCUUUCUAUCUGUGGAGUAGAAGUCCUGGAAAGAAGGGCUCUCAUUUUCAUCCAGACAGUGGUUUGUUUGUCCCAAAGGAAAGAAAGGAUAUAAUUACCUCAACUGCCUGUUGGACUGCAAUGGCAGCGUUGCUUGUUUACUUAAACUUUUCAAUGGGUCCUGUCCAAAUGCUUAAACUCUAUGGCAUUCCCUACUGGAUCUUUGUCAUGUGGUUGGACUUUGUGACCUACUUGCACCACCAUGGUCACGAGGAUAAACUUCCCUGGUAUCGCGGAAAGGCAUGGAGUUAUCUAAGAGGAGGGCUUACAACCCUUGAUCGCGACUACGGAUGGAUCAAUAACAUCCACCAUGACAUAGGAACCCACGUUAUUCAUCAUCUCUUCCCUCAAAUCCCACACUACCACUUAGUCGAAGCAACUGAAGCAGCUAAGCCUGUAAUGGGGAAAUACUACCGGGAACCAAAGAAAUCUGGACCUCUUCCAUUGCACCUGCUAGGAAGUCUUGUAAGAAGCAUGAAAGAGGAUCAUUAUGUAAGUGAUACUGGAGAUGUCGUAUACUAUCAAAAAGAUCCUAAGCUGUCUGGAAUUGGAGGUGAGAAAACAGAGUGAAGCAUGCUGCAAUAAGUUUUUACAAGUAAAGCCUACCAAACCAAAAGAAUUCUUUGUAACCAGAGAUUUAACUUCUGACAAGUGACAAGAACUCCAUAUUGCCUUACAGCCACUGGGGAUAGCCAUUGUAGCCUGCCAUGUAUUUUGCUUUCACUUCUUAUUUGAUAAGAGGAAUUGCAGAUAGAUAAUGUUAGCCAGAUAUGUUGUAAUAUGCGCGCAAAAAGGCUCACC
Messenger RNA from Ricinus communis (castor bean), 1958 nucleotides. Its product is annotated as omega-3 fatty acid desaturase, chloroplastic. NCBI's taxonomy places the organism in Eukaryota, Viridiplantae, Streptophyta, Magnoliopsida, Malpighiales, Euphorbiaceae. The record is from RefSeq and is marked provisional. Gene Ontology annotation, biological process: lipid metabolic process. Gene Ontology annotation, molecular function: oxidoreductase activity, acting on paired donors, with oxidation of a pair of donors resulting in the reduction of molecular oxygen to two molecules of water.